This is a messenger RNA of Hordeum vulgare subsp. vulgare (domesticated barley), 1902 nucleotides long. Its product is annotated as putative B3 domain-containing protein Os03g0621600. Gene Ontology annotation, molecular function: DNA binding. The record is from RefSeq and is a predicted model, not a curated record. Bases 195 to 1652 code for a protein of 485 amino acids. NCBI's taxonomy places the organism in Eukaryota, Viridiplantae, Streptophyta, Magnoliopsida, Poales, Poaceae. The transcript is spliced from 7 exons.
AUUCAUAUUUUCAAACGCACUCAAGAGAGAGAGCGAGAGCGCGCGCUAAGUCUUCAUUCUUUUCAUGGGAUCUUGGCCAUAGUCUGAUCUUGGAGUCCUCCACCCUCAAAUUUCAGUGCCAUCUUGGCCAGUACUCCAUCGUCAUUGGUGGCCAGAUAAUCCCAAAAGAGUGUGUUCGAUGCCUGAAAGGCGAGAUGCCGGGUGAGAUCAACCUAGAAACUCGAAACAUGGACAGUUACACAAUUAAGGUUGUCAAGUACCAAGAAAAGCAUGUUCUUACAGUGGGUUGGCCCCAAUUCGUUAAGAACUUCCAUCUACAGUUGGGUGACUCCUUGCUAUUCAGAUACAGUGGAGACUCUCUGUUUAGUAUUGUAAUUUUCGAUAAGCUUGGCCGCGAGAAAGCAUCAUCUGUUGUUGUCAAUCCUUUUCCACCACAAGUCCAAGGAAGACGCAACGAAAUCGGGUCUGCUAGAAAAAUGAACGCGCUUGGUGAAACAUGUGAAAUCUGGGACGACCAUCAGUAUAUGAACUUGGACGAUGAAAAGAAAUAUUUUUUGAUGCGCAUGAUGGGUGAUUUCCAAGACGAGAUGAUCAUCCAAAAAGAAUUUGUUCACCGUUUCAAGGGAGAGAUCCCAGGAGAGAUUGAACUUCAAACAAAGAAUAAAUGUACAUACAAAAUUAAAGUUGUCAAGAACCAAGAAGGGCAGCUUGUGCUUGCAGCGGGAUGGGGGCGUUUCAUAGAGAAGUUUAGCCUACAGACACGUGACAGCAUAAUAUUAUUCAGUUACAAUGGGAAGUCCCAGUUCAGUGUCAUAAUCUUGGAUCAACUUGGGCGUGAGAAGGCUUCAUCCGUUGUCAAUCCGUUCCCGCCUCGUGCGCUCGAAAGGCACACAAAUUGUGCUGAAACUGUGAGCCAACAUCCUUCUGAUGGUCAUCCUCUGCCCGUGGAAAGGCUGGUGCAGAGUACUGAUGCAGCGGCUAACAUUCUUCACCGGCCGACGCAAAUUCCUGAAACCGCGGACUGUUCUCUUCCGCUCAUGAUAAUGCCAUCAACUGCUCACUUCGAUGUUCAUCAUCAGCAGCAGGCCAUGCUAAUGCAGCCUCCCCUGAAUCAUUCCUCCUCCUCCGAAGCAUCAGCUGGAGAAGGAGAUGGCUCUUUCUCAUCACAUGACCAUGUCCAGAAUGCACUUGGUUUUGUGCGUGUUGUUAGAAGAAAGUACGGUCUAACCUCAUCACAGAAGAAGCAGCGGAAGGAUGGUUAUAUUACCACGCAUAGGACCAAGCUAACCUCUGCUCAGGAGCAGCAGGUGAAAGACAUGGUCCAGACCAUCCGCUCACGCAUAGGUGACAUAAUCAUCUUUGUUGCUCUGAUGGGCAGGGCCAAUGUUCUUUCAGGAUUCUCCCUGACUAUCCCAGUCAGGUACGGGGAGGAAUAUUUUGGAGAUGGGAAAGUCAUCUGUUUCCAGCUAGGCAACAAGAAAUGGAAUGUGAGCUUCAGCAGUUCGCGCAAGGAUUAUCGGGUCGAAACUGGAUGGAAGAAGUUUGUCAAGGACAAUUGUUUGAAGCUGGGUGAUAUCUGCCUCUUUGAGCCGUUGAGCAACCAGGGGAGUACCAUGGAAGUCCAUAUUAUCCGUGUGAAUGAUGGCAAUUGACUGAUAGUUAUGCCAUAUUUGCUGCCGUUGCCGAUCUCCCUAACGCCGGGUGUUCUUUUGGUGAUGUGGGGUUUAAGAUUUAUGUAGGCUAGUAGAGUCAUGGUUAUAUUAAUUAGCUGAUGCCUACUUACCCUGCAAAAUGAUGGAAGUUAUUCUUACUGCAACCUACUGUUUGGUUCAGCUUUGAAUUAGUGAUGUCAGUGUGUCGAAUUUAAUACUGGUUUAGUUUAUUGGUUUCUGACUUUCUGGA